Molecule: messenger RNA, 5665 nt
Organism: Anguilla anguilla (European eel)
Lineage: Eukaryota; Metazoa; Chordata; Actinopteri; Anguilliformes; Anguillidae
Gene: rhocb
Product: ras homolog family member Cb
Exons: 5
Coding region: 217-798 (193 amino acids)
Biological process (GO): small GTPase-mediated signal transduction
Cellular component (GO): neuron projection
Molecular function (GO): GTPase activity; GTP binding
Source: RefSeq, a predicted model, not a curated record
GAUCCAAAUUAUUCCAACGGCUGCACCUCCUCCCUAACCAAUAGAGAUUGGGCGCAAAUAUCUCCAGCAGUCUUUCUCAAGAUCUGUGGGUGGGUCUUACGUUUGUCAGUUUCGUUCCUUAGCAAUUUACUCACUUUAACACACUGCAGCAAGGGUGACAGGAGCAAAAGCGGAAAAAGACGGGGAAGGAUUUCAAGCACAACAGUGAUCAGAGCGAUGGCGGCCAUCAGGAAGAAGCUGGUGAUCGUGGGGGAUGGCGCGUGCGGGAAGACCUGCCUGCUCAUCGUCUUCAGUAAAGACCAGUUCCCCGAGGUCUACGUGCCCACCGUGUUCGAGAACUACAUCGCCGACAUCGAGGUGGACGGCAAGCAGGUGGAGCUGGCGCUCUGGGACACGGCCGGCCAGGAGGACUACGACCGGCUGCGGCCGCUGUCCUACCCCGACACCGACGUCAUCCUCAUGUGCUUCUCCAUCGACAGCCCCGACAGCUUAGAAAACAUUCCGGAGAAGUGGACCCCGGAGGUGAAGCACUUCUGCCCCAACGUUCCGAUCAUCCUGGUGGGGAACAAGAAGGACCUGAGGAACGAUGAGCACACUCGGAGGGAGCUGGCCAAGAUGAAGCAGGAGCCGGUGAAGCCCGAGGAGGGCCGGGACAUGGCCAACCGCAUCAGCGCCUUCGGCUACCUGGAGUGCUCGGCCAAGACCAAGGACGGCGUGCGGGAGGUGUUCGAGAUGGCCACCAGGGCGGCGCUGCAGGUGCGCAAGCGCAAGAAGAGGAGCGGCUGCCUGCUGCUGUGAGGGAGAGAGGGGGCGGAGCCAACCACAGACCACCCAGACGAGCAACCUUCGACCAAACGCCAUCUUUGUACUGUACCUCACAUUCUGCGCCGGCAAGAAGAGAGUAGCGUAUGCCAACACACACACACACACACACACACACACGCGAAUGACGACAAAAGACUGGGUUCUAACACGGAUUAGAAAUGGACAUUUAUAGCCUACUGUAUUGCGUUCCUUUUAUUUCUGCCACCUUGGGUCUUUCUGUUAGUUUUUUUUUCUUUUCUUUUUCGCACAUAUCUUCCUGCUCCAAUAAUGAGAAAAGGCUAAUAUAUGUAUGUAUGUAUGUAUGAUGUAUGUAUGUUUUUUAUGUAUGUGCAUAUAUUUAGCCCGCCCCACCCCACUCUGCAGCUCCGCCCUGUGUCCCAUAGUCCACCUGACACAUGCAGGGACAGCCACAUUGAUUCACCCGAACUCAUCUUCCCUGAUGAUGUACGCAAUGAUUUAUACAGAAUGGGCCUAUCACCAUCCAGCUGCAUGUUGUACCUGCAGCACACGCGCACCUGCAGGGGUUUCCAUUUUAAUUGGGGGGGGGGGGUCCGUUUGCUUUGAAGGAUUCAUGAAGCAGUUUACACUCUGAUAGGGGUCUCUAGUUUGAGGUCAAGUGAAAGCAAGAAGGGCUUGGGAUUGGUGGAUUUUGGCACACCCCCGUUUCCGCUCAGCCGCCAUUGGUUCCCUGCCUGUGAUGGUGUGCUUGAUUGGUCCAGGCCAUGCCCAUAUCCGGGGAGAAAGGUGGGUCACAGUUAAGGACGUGUGCAGAGCCCUGACUCUCCACUCGCAUGCUGCAGAGCCAAGAGAUCAUCCUCUCCGUUUGAGUGACAUCCGUCCCUUACACCCUUUAAGGAGUGAGGUCACAAACCUGUGAUUAGAAUGUUCUCAACUGAACAUUCUAAUGCUGUGAUGUCACAGUCGCUACCGGUAACUGAAAGCAGUGGAGUUCUAGAACACUGACUUAGAAUUUAUAAAAACAUUCCAAAAAAUCCUACCCCUCAAAGGGUUAAACCACAAACGAAACUGUGACUCCGCUCCGGUUCUGUCCCCCUGUCUGACCCCCUGCGGCUCUGGUUCUGUCCCUCGCCUGACCCCCCUGCUGUCUACAGAGUCCUUGAGUACCAGACACAGUCGCGUUUCCUUACCCUCGGCCCGAUGCGGUUGAGGUGUGAUGUGCAGACUAGAUUGGACCGCAUUUGAAGGCUACCCUGACUGAAUCAGACCCGCUCGUACGUGUGACUGACCGGACAGAACCGCCCAGAGAAGGAGAGAGCCUCUGAAGACCUGCGAAGAGCGGCUGGGGAACCGAAGGGACGGGGCGUUCGGUAAUGUAGGCUCUGACGCCCAAUGAGGCCCCCUGGUGGCGGGAAAUGGGAACGGCGGCUCUCCACGCAGCAUUGAUCUGUUUGUGGAGGGUUAGUCACCACGCAGGCCGCAGGUUAAGCACGCCGAUCGAUGGGGUCUGAUUGGCUAACGGCCGUUUCGCCCAGCUCGCCCGACCGUCUGCCACCCAGAUACAUUAGAGAGAGAGAGAGAGAGAGAGAGAGAGAGAGAGAGAGAGAACCUGCCUAAAGGAGGGUCAAGCAGGGGGCUGUGAGGUUGCAGAGCCCUGGAGAGACCGGCUGCCCUUACCCAGUCCCCCCCCGCCCCCCCCCCCAUAAGGGGAAGUGUGCUCUGAUCCUAGGUCCUCUGAGCCAGCUCCACUUAUUCCCCGAACCCUUCUGUGAAAAGCCUGCACUAACCCAGGGGCAUGGAUGUGUACACAACAGGAGUCCCUGCAGGUGCCUAUCGGUGCCUUCCUGGGGGUGCGGUCUUUCGGGUGAUGAUUGGCUGGUGACCCUGGGGGUGUGGCCUUUUUGGCGAUGAUUGGCUGGUGCCCCUGGGGGUGUGGCCUUUUGAGCGAUGAUUGGCUGGUGCCCCUGUGGGUGUGGUCUUUCGGGCGAUGAUUGGCUGGUGCCCCUGGGGGUGCGUUUAUUGCUUGCUUACGCCGCAGAUGUUCCUGUCAAUCAAUACCUCCAAUCGGGAGAGAGAUGGCUCGGGUGUCUGGAUGUGUGACUCAAAAUGACCCCAGUCCAAGGUGUACAGGCCACGCUCGGCGAGAGAAACCGAGCUUCCUGGGGCGGAAAGGCCGUCGCUAAUGGACAGAGGCAACCGGUCAGCGUUUAAUGAAACACAGCAGUCAAGGCCAUCAAUCAAAAUGAUUGGCAGCGGUUAACCCCACCCAUUCAUCAAAGGCAGUACUGAUGGAACUUCAGGUUGAAAGUUUUGAGCCUACAAGGCCUUAAAUCUUUUUUAUUGCAUUUUAUUUGCCCCCCCCCCCCCCCUCCCCUACACGCACACAUACACACACACACACACACAAACAUCAUUCUCAUAGCUUCUGAUUUGCUUUCUCUUAUACUGACUGAAUUCUUUUUUUCUUUCUUGUGGUCAGGUGGAACCUUUCUGUUUGGUUAAAGUGAGUGGGGGGGGGGAGAGUUGGAAAGGUGACACACUUCACUCUUCUGUUUGUGGCUCAUUUGGACUGGAGAAUAAACUGUCUGCCCUCUCAGCCCAGUUAAGUAAGAGAUUGAGCUUCGUACUGCUGACAAGCAGGCCGCUCAGGAGGCCCCAAGAAUCCCCAGGGUCAAUUUUCUCACAGCCCCGCGACCAUUGGCCUCUCGCUGGGGUUGAAAUUCCCUCGAGGCCCCCAGACGGACUCCUGAAAUCCCUUUCUGAAUUUGAAAAGGUUAUCGGCAUCCAAAUAAGGCUUUGCUGCUUAGUCUGUUUGCGUUAAAUGUUAAGAAGGCCGAAAUGGAGAGAUUUCCUCGGAUCGCGGAAUCAAUCGAUGCAUUGCAGGACGUUCGCUGGCUGCUAAUUUUGCGCUUCGCCUCACGGUCGUUUGCUGCCACGGCCGCCCCUCAUGUCCGCACAGGAGCCCAUCUGAAAUGGGACUUUAUUAAAGCCUUUGGAAUGGUUGGAAUUUCCAGCCUGUUUGGUAUUAAACUGCCCCAUUCCUCUCUUUUAAAAAAAAUUAUAAAAAUUUAGCAUAGUGCCAUUUAUGUAACCUUUCUCUUGCCGUUCUACGCUAAUAACUGAACUGCAAGUGUCGUACCGACUGGCUCUUGAUUUGAUUUCCCUUUUGUUUUUCAUUGCUGUUUUAUAGCAUUUAAAUAAUUUAGCCAAGAGAGACUCACUCAAAAACCCUUCAGUAUUCAUGUCUGAUGUCACCGUUCUCUUCUCUGUUCAGCAGCUCUAAUAGAGGCACUGGUAACGUUGUAGUUAGUGGGUAGCGCGAUGUACUGACUGGUUGACUUGUACCAAGAUUUGCAGACUGACUGAUGCAGUAACAGUGUGGUGAUGUUGAUGUUAUGGGAUGGCUUGCAGCAGACAGGUGUGAAGACACCUGGAGUUUUUUUUGGAAGUCUUUCAAGAUGUUAUCUGGUUUACUGUGCUACAAAGACGUCCUAGGUAGAAUGUCCUUAGAUUGAACAUCCUCUCUCAGUCUGUUCAGACCUGCAGUUGUUUACCGUCACACUGGGAUCCUGUAGUCUGCUUGUUUGGACCAACGUGCCCAGGUCACCGUAGCUGAUGUGUGAAGAGAUAGUCGGCAGGGAAAGGUAUUACUCAAGCAGACCACAAGGGGGAGACAAAUCAAUAUUUAGAAGUUGUGGGCCACAGUUUCAGUUUCGACCUUUGUGUACACACCUGACAUUCAUUUCGUUUUUACACCCGCAUAAAUAAGAUGCAGCCCUGUGUAAUCCUGGGUGGAGAGGGGAAACGCCCUCUUUUUGGGGCUGCUGACGGCUGGAGCUUGGAGGAAGGCGGGUCGAGCACAUAGAUCAGAACACAGUGCCGUUUCAUGGCUGCAGUCCACCAAAUGAAGUGUUUUUUACACCUCUUAAGAAUAAAAACGAGACUUGGAGCUUAAUUGUGUCCAUUUUCCAAAGUAGAAUAUAAUCCAAAAUAUAAGGACUGUAAUAGUCAGUAAGAUGGAGUCAGACUGUAAUAGUAAGAUGGAGUCAGACUGUAAUAGUCAGUAAGAUGGAGGUUUCAUGAACACCACCUUCAGUGGAGCGGCAGGCAUCUGUCCAUCUGUGACCCGUUUGUGCAAAAUAAAAAGGCUUUGCUGUCCGUGGCAAAGCCCGAUGAAUUUAGAAUAUCAGCGAGAGAGCGACACUAUGGGGCUGCAGCACUGAAGCCUCACUCUCCCACCACUCCCGUUUGGUCGAGCCGGAAGUGAACACCAAACUGGCACGUGCAGAGUGACUGGACUGGAACGGAAGAUUGGGGGGGUUGUGACUGGACACAGGACCGGGGGGUGGGGGGGGGGUGAAGGAGUUUGGAAGCUCCAAGACCAGUUUUACCGGCACAGUAUUACACAGAACCACAGCUCUCGCACAAGGCAUCCGUCACAUCCCGCGCAAGCAGAAGGGCCAGCAAAGCAAGGCAUUCUGGGACAAAAACAAAUAUGGCCAAUCUCCAGUGGAGCAUGUAUACAGUACUAAAGUUUUUUUUUUUUUUGUGAGAAUCCCAUUAAUGUCUAAGAUGCACAAGAUCUGUACUUCUGAUCUAUAUAUGAACAUUCCUCUGUAUCUUUCACCGUCUGCAUGGGCAAGUCAUGGAUCCUAAAGGCCUUCCUGCUGGCCCUGCAGCCCUUGGGAACCUGCUCCCACUCAGUGUCUUUUACUUUUCUUUCCUUUUCUUUUCCAGAACGAUUUAAGACUGCUACAGUAAUCCAGAUUUCUAUAAACGCUGAUUGUCAUAAUGCUUUGUAAACAGGAUAUAAUAGUGUUACAGUGAGUGUUCAGAUAAAGUGAACAUGACCAAUGUUAAUAAACUAUUUUUUGAAACUUGA